Messenger RNA from Liolophura sinensis, 3579 nucleotides. RefSeq names its product chromosome-associated kinesin KIF4A-like. NCBI's taxonomy places the organism in Eukaryota, Metazoa, Mollusca, Polyplacophora, Chitonida, Chitonidae. The transcript is spliced from 26 exons. Gene Ontology annotation, biological process: spindle elongation; mitotic spindle organization; microtubule-based movement. The record is from RefSeq and is a predicted model, not a curated record. Gene Ontology annotation, cellular component: microtubule associated complex. The coding region runs from base 98 to 3487 and encodes 1129 amino acids. Gene Ontology annotation, molecular function: microtubule binding; microtubule motor activity; ATP binding.
GAUGGCGCUGUAACGAUGACUUACCAUUCAUUGGAUAAUUUUAGCGCUGAGUUUGAACGUGGUGAAUGCUACCAACGACAAGUCAGUGGGGGUGAGAAUGCCAGAGGAGAACAAAGUUAUUCCUGUGAGGGUGGCGGUGAGAUGCCGUCCCCUCAUAGAGAAAGAGCUAUCUGAAGGGUGUCAGGAAUGUCUGCAGUUCAUGCAGGACGAACCACAGCUGGUCAUCGGCAAGAACAAAGCUUUUACCUACGACUAUGUGUUCAAACCUAAGGACUCUCAAGAGCUGGUGUAUGACCAGUCAGUCAAAUCCCUUGUGAAAAAUGUGUUUAAAGGAUACAAUGGUACAGUGUUGGCAUACGGUCAGACGGGCAGUGGUAAGACAUUCACAAUGGGUGGCGGUUAUCAAGACUCCCUGAGUGGGGAUGAAUUCAUGAUGGGGGUUAUCCCCAGAGUUGUAAGGGAUCUCUUCAAGGGGAUAGAAGACAAGGAUGGAUUUCAGUUUGAUGUCCGAGUGUCGUAUUUAGAGAUAUAUAAUGAGGAAUUGAUAGAUCUUCUGACCUCAGCUGCCAAGAGAGAUCCCAUUGUGAUCAGGGAGGACACUGGAGGAGGGAUAAAGCUGCAGGGAAUGCAAGAGGUAGGGGUAAACUCCUACCUGGAGACAAUGCAGCUUCUGGAGAAUGGAUCCCGAAGUCGAACAACAGGGGCAACAGCAAUGAACAACACGUCCAGUCGUUCCCAUGCCAUCUUUACCAUUCAUAUAGAUCAGCGAAAACUAGAUGAUGACAAUGAUCUCUGUCAUGUGAAGUUUCAUCUGGUUGAUUUGGCUGGCUCAGAACGUGCCAAAAGGACCAAAGCUGAAGGGGAGCGCUUCAAAGAGGGCAUCAGUAUUAACAAAGGUUUACUCGCCUUGGGCAAUGUGAUUAGUGCUCUGGGGGAUGACACAGAGAAGAGAAACCACAUUCCAUACAGAGAUUCUAAGCUGACAAGAAUACUACAAGAUGCAUUGGGUGGGAACAGUCAUACUGUGAUGGUGGCCUGUAUCAGUCCUGCGGACUCUAACAUGGAAGAGACACUGAACACACUGAGGUAUGCGGACAGAGCCAGGAAGAUCAAGAACAAGCCCAUAGUCAACCGAGAUCCUCAGGCUGCAGAGAUCCUCAGGCUCAAACAAGUGGUUCAGCAGCUACGUUUGCAGCUGAUUGGUCAAGGUGGUGUAAUGUCAUUACCUGGUGGAGAUGAUGUGGGAGUGAACACUAGUUCAAGUACUCAGUCAGGCUCGGAAGAUUACAAAAACCUCUUGGAGAAGAAUAAAAAGCUGAUGGAAGAGAACAAUAAACUAAGUAAGGAGCUGCAGAACUCAGUAGACCAGAGCACACGCAUGUGUGAGCGAGUGAUCGCGUUAGAGGCGAGCCGCGACAAGCUCAAGUCCAGGAUUCAGGAGCUUAAACAACACUCAGGGCUUGAUUUGGAGGUUUUGAGCUCAAGUAUUGAUGGCACGUCAAACCCUGAGGCCAGACAGCAGCUGGACAAGAUCAAAACUCUCACAGAUAACCUCAAAAGUGUCGAGGAUGUAGAUACCCCAGACAGUGGUGAUGUACCCAACACUCCCCAGUCUAAUGCCAUUAGUACCCAGUAUGCCCUGCGUCAAGCCAUGCUGGGCAGGGAGUUGCAGGAACUGAAUCGACUGUUAGAGAAGAAACAAGAGCUUGCUAAGCAGAUGUCUAAUAACGAAGAUAAGAUGGAGUCAAUGAGAAUGCAGUAUGAGAACACGACUAAGUCUCUGGAAAAUGAGAUUGCCAACCUCCAGAAGGAAAAGGACGAACUUCACGAAUUGCUGGAGAAUGCCAAAACUAACUCUACCGCCCAUAAAGUGAGUGAACAGAGGAGGAAGCGGUUGCAGGAGCUGGAGCAGCAAAUGUCCGGUCUCAAGAAAAAACUCACAGAACAAGGCAAAAUUGUCAAGCUGAAAAGCCAGAGUGACAAACAAGUGACAAAACUCAACCUGGACAUACAGGGAUUGAAACAGCAGAGAGUGAAAUUGAUGAAGCAGAUGAAGGAAGAUGCUGAACAUUUCAGAAAGUGGAAACAGCAGAAGGAUAAAGAAGUAUUACAGUUGAUGCAGAAGGACCGAAAACGCCAGUGUGAAAUUGCCAAAUUGCAACAUGUGAAUGAGCGCCAGCAGACUGUCCUGAAGCGUAAGGCUGAGGAGGCAGCAGCUGCUAACAGAAGACUGAAGGAAGCCAUCGCUAAACACAAAGAUGUCAUGAAUGAGAGAUCAAAGAAACUAGAGAAAUAUGACAACUCAAACAUUGGUAACAGGGUUCGACAAUGGUUGAACCAUGAGUUAGAGGUGCGUGUCAGUGUAAGGGAGGCCAAGUAUCACCUAGACAGCUUACUGAAGGACCGUAAGACACUGACCGGUCAGCUCAGACACCUGGAGGAAAUGCUGGAUGAGGGCCCCACCAAGAAGCGCUGCCAGUCACUUUGUCACCACCAACCACACGGGCCAAACACAUAUGUUCAAAAUAGGAUGGCCUGGACUGGAAAAGGAGACUCAUUUGAAAAAAGUUUGGAAAUAGAAGAUAUCCAAAAACACAUAGAAACAUUAAAACAGGAGAUAGGACUAAGGAAUGCCCAGAUCACAGAUCUGCAGGACAAAAUAGUUGAUGCGGAGCAUGAACGCAAAGAAAAAGACACCUACAGUAAUAUUCACACAAUGGUCGAGGCUAAAUGUGCUAUGAAAUUCCUGCUUGAACAGGCAGUGGGUGCUCGUGCUGAUAUUGGUGUAGCCAAGGGAGAGCUGAAUGAUGUCAAGGACAACUACAACAACAUCUCCCAAGUGACCACAAAGUAUGAGGAGGACUUGAAACAGGCCAGGCAGCAGCAUGAGCGACAGAUGACAGAGAUGCAGACUAGAUACGAGAACAAGAUUCUGUUCUUGUUACGUCAAGCCAAGCCACAUGAAGAAGCAAAGGCCAAUAUAUCUCAGGAUGAGAAAACACGACAGCUGAUAGAGUUCCAGGGCAGAGAAAUUGAGAAGUUGAGUGAACUUCAUGACAAGCUUGAGAAAAAGACUGAGGAGUGUGAGAGACUGCAGAAAGAACUGUCAUUAGCGGCUUAUCAUGACAGGAGGGUGUCCUUCUUGCCCAACAUCACUUCCCCAGGGGGAUCCCCCUUUGUAGCUAUGAAGAAGGACCCAGAGAGCACACUGAACACCACUUUCUCCAUGGCUGAUAAGGACACGACUAUCAGUAAUGAGGAGGAGCAGAAAAGCUCCGUCAGAACUCGCCGGCAGACAAAGAAGAAACGUCAGGUAUUGUCCGCUGUACAACCUGAUGAAUUAAACAGUUCAGAAGAGUUUACAGAUUCGUCUUCCUUCAAAAAAUCGGCAGAUGACAGUGAAGAUUCUAUACUUGGUGGCAUCAAGAAAAGACGCAGAUUGCUGAAUCUUCACUCAGGCAGCUUCUUCAGUCCUCUGGUGGACUGAGCAGGUCUGCGAUUGACAAAAUUAACAGUUUUUCUUAUCAGGUCAGCUUUUAAGCAGGACAAGGAUCACCAUCACCGAACUAUGUCAGCUUU